GCCGCGCCGGGCCGCCCCCCCCCCCCGGGAGGGACAGUCGGGGACCCGCGCGACACGGAGGAGCUCGCGUCCGGGGUAGUGCAGGCGGCCCUGGGGACCCCCUGCGCGGCGGGCGCGGAGAUGAUCCUGGAGGAGAGGCCCGACGGCGCGGGCACCGGCGAGAAGAGUGCGCGGCUGCAGGGCCAUGACUCCCUGACACAGACACAGCGUGGCCAGCUGCAGAGCCGCAGGGCCCGGAUUUACCAGCAGAUCGACAAGGAGCUGCAGAUGCGGACGGGUGCUGAGAACCUCUACAGAGCCACCAGCAACAGCCGGGUGAGAGAGACGGUCGCCCUGGAGUUGAGCUACGUUAACUCCCACCUGCAGCUGCUGAAGGAGGAGCUGGAGGAGCUCAGUGGCAGCGUGGACUCUGGCCGGCAUGGGAGAGCCCUGGGAGUGGACCCGGGCUGCCGAGGCCAGCAGGGCUCGGCCUUACAGUCUGGAAUCAAUGCUUCUGGUUGUAGCGAAGCUGUCACUGUCCCCAUGAUACCCCUGGGCCUGAAGGAGACCAAGGAGCUGGACUGGUCUACACCGCUGAAGGAGCUGAUCUCGGUGCACUUCGGAGAGGACGGCACCUCCUAUGAAGCAGAAAUCAGGGAGCUGGAGGCCCUUCGGCAGGCCAUGCAGACUCCCAGCCGGAACGAGGCGGGCCUGGAGCUGCUCACCACCUACUACCACCAGCUGUGCCUCCUGGAUGCGCGCUUCCUCACCCCCGCCAGGAGCCUCGGGCUCUUCUUCCAGUGGUAUGACUCGCUCACUGGGGUCCCGGCCCAGCAGCGUGCCCUGGCCUUCGAGAAGGGCAGCGUGCUUUUCAACAUUGGUGCCCUACACACACAGAUCGGGGCGCGCCAGGACCGCACCUGCGUCGAGGGUGUCCACUGCGCCGUGGAGGCCUUCCAGAGGGCCGCUGGGGCCUUCAGCCUCCUGAGGGAGAACUUCUCACAUGCGCCAAGCCCAGACAUGAAUGCCGCGUCCCUCUGCGCCCUGGAGCAGCUCAUGAUGGCCCAGGCCCAGGAAUGUGUGUUUGAGGGCCUCUUGCCACCUGCCUCCAUGGCUCCCUGCGACUGCCUGGCCCAGCUGCACCUGGCGCAGGAGGCUGCCCAGGUGGCAGCCGAGUACAGGCUCGUGCACCGGACCAUGGCCCAGCCCCCUGUCCACGACUACGUGCCCGCCUCCUGGAUCACCCUGGUGCACGUCAAGGCUGAGUACUUCUGCUCCCUGGCCCACUACCACAUAGCCAUGGCCCUCUGCGACAGCUCCCCAGCGACCGAGGGAGAGCUCCCCGCACACGAGCAGGUCUUCCUCCAGCCCCCCGCCUCCUCUGAGCCCCGAGGCCCCGCACUGCCACUGGAGCUGGAGGAGCGCAGGAAGCUUGGCAAGGCGCACCUGAAGCGCGCCAUCCUGGGGCAGGAGGAGGCGCUGCGGCUGCACACGCUGUGCCGUGUCCUGCGGGAGGUGGACCUGCUGCGGGCCGUGGUCGCCCAGGCGCUGCAGCGUUCACUGGCCAAGUACUCAGAACUCGACUGCGAGGAUGACUUCUGCGAGACGGCUGAGGCCCCCGACAUCCGGCCUAAGACCCGCCAGAAGCCAGAGGCCAGGAUGCCGCACCUGUCCCAGGGGAAGGGGCCUGACAUCUUCCAUCGGCUGGGGCCCCUGUCUGUGUUCUCAGCCAAGAACCGGUGGCGGCUGGUGGGCCCCAUCCACCUGACCCGAGGAGAGGGCGGCUUCGGUCUCACACUUCGGGGAGACUCGCCUGUCCUCAUUGCUGCCGUCAUUCCGGGGGGCCAGGCUGCGGCGGCAGGCCUGAAGGAGGGUGACUACAUCGUGGCGGUGAACGGGCAGCCGUGCCGCUGGUGGAGGCACGCGGAGGUGGUGGCGGAGCUGAGGGCUUCGGGAGACGCAGGUGCCAGCCUGCAGGUGGUGUCGCUGCUGCCCGGCUCUGGCCUGCCCUGCCUGGGGGACCGCCGGCCCGCCCUGCUGGGCCCCAAGGGGCUUCUGAGGAGCCAGAGGGAGCAUGGUUGCAAGACCCCGGCAUGCACAAGGGCCAGCCCCCGGCCCCUCCUCGGCUGGAGCCGAAAGACCCAACAGGGCAAGACUGGAGGCUGCUCACAGCCCGGCGCCCCAGCGAAGGCGGCUCCACCCUCACCCUCGGAGCUCCCAGGGCAGCUGUGAGGGCACGGCUCCCCACACACCCCAGCUCUGGCUCCAGCUGGUGGGAAGCAUCAAGCACUCCCCCACCCAGAGGGCCUGCAGGCAGUGCCUGCUUUGCCCCGUGCCGGAGGUUGCCCCAGGCACCUUCCUGCCCAUUAAAGACGAUGGUCAGACCUGUCUGAGCCCA
Sapajus apella (tufted capuchin) is the source of this 2377-nucleotide messenger RNA. RefSeq names its product rhophilin Rho GTPase binding protein 1 (gene RHPN1). Bases 121 to 2211 code for a protein of 696 amino acids. Gene Ontology annotation, biological process: signal transduction; negative regulation of stress fiber assembly. The transcript is spliced from 15 exons. The record is from RefSeq and is a predicted model, not a curated record. NCBI's taxonomy places the organism in Eukaryota, Metazoa, Chordata, Mammalia, Primates, Cebidae. Gene Ontology annotation, molecular function: protein binding.